ACUCCCCAUACUAUACACCGGUCAUUCCGACCCACACUCACCGUAAACAAAAUUUUCGAACAUCGCCAGAAAUUUCACCACUACAAAACAACCAAAACCCACCAAAACCCACCAAAAUCUCCACCUUAACUAUCGCAAUGAGUCUGAAUGUACUUAGUUGGACAUCGGAUGCGUUUGCCGAGUGUUACGACUUAAUCAGUUUACAUGACGGCAGCCAUUACGAAGCGGUCCGAACCCUUAAGAAUGAUUUAGUGUCUGUAUUGGUAACACCUCCACGGAGUGAUAACUCACGAAAUAAACUUAUUGAUGAGUCCAAACCGGUGGUGUUCGGAAAUGGAGAUGAGUAUAAGUUGAACCGACCAUUCAUUGAGAUUUGUGUGUCAUUAGCUGGAGAGCUUAAUCUCGAUGAAAUAGCCGUGGCAGAAUUAGUAUACUAUGCCAAUAAUCUUAGCUUUCAAAGAGGAACCAAUUUAGGUGAUAGUGCCAAAUUAGCGUACUUCUCUCGGGCCAAAUAUAUCCUAAAUAUCGUGGGCUAUCUCGUGACCAAUCAUGAGUUGGAGUAUGUAUUGGAUACUAGCGAUUAUGAAGUACUUUUCAAUAAUAUCUUAGCUAGUUACACUAAGGUCUAUGACUUAAUUGGCAUUGUCAAUGAUCUCAUUGAUAAACAACGAGUGUCCAGUGAUAUCAACAAUCUUUCAUUUGUCAAUUCCAUCAAUUUCAUUAAGAAUCAAUUGUUUAUGGAUCAUGAACUCUUGGGUCAAAUUCUUUAUUCCUUAUUUGAUCAAUACUUUGACAACUAUGGUACCGUGACUCAUUUCACCAAAGUAGUCGAUACGGCUAAGAAAAAUGUCGUAGAUGAUGAUAAUUUAAUUAUUCAUUAUAUUCCAGGUAUACUAAAGUAUAUUAAUCAAUUGGUUAAUUCCGAUAAGGCGGAUUUAUUAUAUAAAUAUUUUACUACGACCCUCGAAACUGAUUAUAAUAUUAUUGCUGAUACUAAUAAUGAUAUAGAUUUAUCGAAAUCAAAGCUCACCGGAAUAGAUAUGAUUUCCGGAUUAGUCUUCUUCACCCUUUUCAUUGGUUGGUGUAAGCAAUCCGAAUCUCGAACUGCCAAAUAUGAUUUUAAAGAUGAUAUUCUUAAGUAUAUGGAAUGGCUUAUUAGUUAUGGAGCCUUUGAAAGAUUAUUAUCUUAUUCGGCCGAUACGGCUACUCCUCAAACGGAAGCAUUAUAUGAAAGAAGUAAUGUCUAUGACUUCCGAGCUCUUCUUCAAAAGCUCUUUCCUCGUCUUGUACCAGUCAAAUUCGUCUAUCCAUCAUCUCAAGAUCUUAUCUAUACAUCAUCAUCUAAACCGGGAUUUGAAAAUGUAUCGAUCUUAUUAGAUACGACUUCAUUCCGGGUAUCUUCCGACUUCAACAAUACCUUAGUAGCACCAUUUCUUCAUUUAUUCUUUAGUCAAUUCAUUUCUAAUGCUGCUAUUAUAUUGACAUCACUCCGAGAUUCGGAAGAAGACUUUGUCUUAUCUUCAUUAAAUGGGAAACAAGAUCCGACCGACGACACUCCCGGAUCUCUCACCAAAGAUGAUACUACUACUAAAUCAGAUGGACUUGAUUUAGAUGAAAUAGCUGCCAGAGCCGAUCUAGAACGUUUCUAUCUUGCCUUUGCUUAUACCUAUAACCACCGGCCCGAAUUGUGUGGAUUGUUCUGGUCGGAUGACGUGGCCGCCAAUGACAUUUCCGGUUUCAUAGCAUGGGGUUUAAGCAACAAUACUUCACCCUUAAUCACCGCCACUUUCUGCUUAUUGUUAGGUUCCAUCACCUGCGGAGGCAAUGACACUGCCAGCCAAAUCUGGGAGACACUUGUGCACAACAACGGGUCCAGCCUAAAGAAGAGUGACUACUCCAAGAUCUCUAUCGACUCCAUUUGUGAUUCUCUUAACUACUACAUUGACUCGCUACAAGAAUCAUUUGAAUUGGAUUUGAAUGAGCAGCUCAAACAGCGUCAGAAGAAGCACGAGUUCCGGUUUAGUAGUAGUAGUAGUGCCAAACAAGAUCUUGAUGAGUCCGUAGCCAGUCGGAUCAUUAUCGAGUUGGCCGAGGAUUCAGUGGUGUUCAUUUCCGGCUUCUUCCAAUUAGUAUCGGCCAUAGUCACCAACUUAUCAUCGACUACCGACCGAUCCCGAGAAAUCAAAUCUAUCAUAUUCAAUCGGUUCUUACCCAUAGUGACUGCCUUUCUUAAAUUUGAUAAUCUCAUUACCGGGGGUCUGCUCUUGACCGUAUUGGAUAGUACCAACAAACACGUCGACUUACCGAGGGUAUUGGCAUCGGAAGACAACAGAAUCGUCCUUACCAACUUAAUACUUAACUUCCUCGGCAGCUUUAUUGGUGAUGAUCAUAAUUUGGAUAUUCGGUAUCAAAUUUGGCGACUUGUUGAUCGUUGGGUAUAUCAUGGAUUGUACUCCGAGGGCAAUUCCGGGGUUGCUGGUACUACUACUGCUGGUUCGCGUACCAUCCCCGGAUCUGAUCGCGCUACCAGUUUGCUUCCACUGCAAAGUUCUAAACCUAAAUAUUCUACUAGAGGAAAUUUAAGAAUCCUUCAAGGCUUUGAUAUCAAUCUUGUGCAUCUCUCACAGGUGACCAACUUUGUGAAUUUAAUAGGCAAGUUGCUUGAGCCGCUUGAUGACGAUAAUGAGGCAUUCCGGCCUUACACUUUACUCUAUCCGGCAGACUUAGGAUCCGGAUAUCGUAUCAAUAAUCAGAUCGGUAUUUGGCCGUAUAUUGAGUAUUUGUUGGUCACGGUAUUUUCAAGAAGUGGUGACAUUUCCGGGGUAGAAGACCGACUUGCCUUACAAACAACCAUAGUUAAUAUUAUUACUCUGGCAUUAAAAUCGGUAGACUGGACAUUCAUUUCCGAUACGGUUCAUCAGCUUUUACGGUCUCCACCAUCGCAAGAUAUUUUCGACUCCCUCUUACCGACCGUCCGGUUGAAUUAUGACUUGUACGUCAAAUUACAUCACUCGGUGGCCAUUCUUAACUACUUAUUCUAUGAGAAAACAUGGUCGGCAUUAUUUACUAUUGUCAAUGCCGGAACUGAGGCGAUCAGUUCCAAUUCCGAAUUACGUCUGUUGGUCGAAUCUUCUUUAAUUGUAUUGGAUGAAGUGUUACAAGUGCAACAUGUGUUCUUACAUAAGCUUGUUCCCAUAUUAAAGAAUCAAAGUAAUGGUAGUAGUAGUGGAAGUGUCGGUUCCGGUACUAGUUCCGGUCCAGUCGGAUUCGGGACUAGCUUAUCUCUCGCCUUGGCAGCUCCUAAAUCCAUCUUUGAUAAUAUUUAUUUACCCAAGGCCCUCGGAACUACAGGUACUACCGAUUUCUAUGAAAUCUACUUGUAUAAUUUAGUUACGGUGGCCCAUUUCGGGCUCUAUGUCGGGAUUCAAUCCCCCGGGUCUCGUAUUGCCAGCGUAUCACUUUCAUUAUUGAAUAAAAUUCGGACAUCACCAUACUUUGUGACUAAGAUUCCUGCCUCAUUGGAUCCGGUCCUUGUCAAGAAUCGACUUCUCACUACCUUCGAGAGUAUCGACGAGUCGGAAAAGAUUAAGUAUGCCUUCAUUUCCGUAUUUGAUACUUUAGACGACCGACUUGACUUGAAAUAUAAGGUAUUAGAAUUCCUUCUUGCUAACUUAAAUCAAGCCGGAAAUGAACCCAAUGUAGCCCAUUUCCUAUUGGGCUAUGAGAUCCGAGGGGGCACACUUUCUAUCAAUCAACAACUGCAACAGAAUACCCUUUUGAAAUCGCUUCUUGAGACUUUAAGCCUCACAUUCGAUAUCAUAACUCAUUCGACGAGUAUCGAUGUCGGACCGGUCAAACUUUCAUCAUUAAUCUUAGAGAUAGUCAUUAAAUUAAGUCAUGAACCUCUCAGUUCCGGUCCGACGGUGGCGCAUUUACGAGAUCAAGAUAAUUUAUUUGAACAAUUAAUAAGUUAUCAACCAAAACUUGAUAUUGAUACUUUAUGGAAUGGAAUAGAAUUCAAUGGAGAUUUACGGGAUGGACAAGACAAUAAUUUUAUAGAAAGUUAUGAUACAGUUCAAGCGUUCUUUGCCUUUAUUAGUCAAAGAAAUUUAAUCUUACAAUACUUAACAUUAGAGUUUCAUCAUAUAACAUCUCGAUCCAAGAAAGAAUAUUAUAUGGAACUCUUACUUGAUAAUAAAGAUUAUCUUAGUGGAACUCCUAAAGUAUUAUCAUUUUUAGAUGUACUUAAUUAUAAUCUAACUAAUUUUGAAAUUCAUCAUUUUGAAGCGUUUGAUCGGAAAUAUAAUUUAUCCCUUAUACUUGAAACAGUUCAACAAGAUGAAUUGGAUCUUUCAGUACUUAAUAAAGUAUUCAAAUAUGUAUGUCAAACCCAUAAAGAUGAUAAUAAGACUCAAUUAAUGGAAGAUAUUGUAAUUGAAGGCAAUCGAAUUAAUGAGUUUAUAGUCAAAUAUUUAACCUGUACUCGAUUAAAGGAGCUUCAAUUACUGUUUUUACAUUCUUGGUGUCAAUUGGUAGAGAUUCUUAUUACGGAUCAUAAUUUAUAUUCCAAGAAAUUCAUUUUAGAGAUUUUACAAGUUAUCUUACCGAAGAUUAAUGAUUAUUUGGAGUCGGAUAUUGCAUUUUCGGAAGAAUUGAUUUCAUUAUCGGUGCUUCUUUUUGAUUUAUACGAUCAUAAAGUUAUGGCGGAAGUUAAUAGUAAAGAAGAUUUUGCCUUGGGGAUGAGACGGUUAAUUCCCUUAUUGAAAACUUCAAUUACGGGGAUCUUGAAUUCCAAUUCCGUUCCGACUUUACGUUCGGAUUUAUACAUAUUAGCCAAUAAAUUUCUUAUAAAAGUUCUUCAUAAUGAAGAAUUAGUAAUUGAAACUGCUGCUAUAAUUAAAUCCAUUGAUAAAAAGUUUAUUGAUGUAAUUACGAGUGAUGCCAUCUAUUCCGAGGGUGCCUCCCGGAUCACAUCUAUAUUAUUAUUAGAGUCAUUAGUUCACGUGUCUUCCUUAUCAGGUGAUAACUUUGUCCUUGAAUGCUUAGUUAAGAGUAAUUCUUUAUUACUUUUAAUGAGAUCAAUUAAAAGAACUGAUGAAGUUUUAGAAAUGUGUGAGAAUUCCGACCAUAAAGGGUCCGGUAUUGGUCUUGAUACAUUGAUAUACGAGCUCACUUCUUAUAAAUCAACCUUAUAUUUAUUAAUCCGAGUAGCUCAAUCCAAAGCCGGAUCUCUUCAAUUGAUUCAAGGUGAAAUCUUUUCCUUACUUAAGCAAUCUCGCUUACUUAGCUCCGAUCCCGACUUGGGAUUAACCGUCAAUAUCGAUGAACAUCAUGACUUGAACAAUGUCCGGAUCUCACUCCAACUCGAUACUCCCCUCGGACUUCGAGAUGUGACUAAAUCCAUUACUACUAAUAAAAGUCCGGAAUCAUCUAUUUCACUUAUUGAAUUGAUCAUUCCAAUCUUCCAAUUGGUCGUGACUAUUCUUUUGGCUAUGGGUCCUAGUUAUAAGCCUAGUAUAAUCGAGGGUCGUAAUUUACUUACGAAGGUAAACCGGUUAGUGGUCGGAGUCGUUAAGCGAGACUUACUUCUGGACGAUAAACCGGAUCAACCACCGACAUCAUUACAGGAACUUGUCCGACUCUUCACUUUACUUGAGUCAUUAGUUAACUACACAGAUAACGAAGAAUAGUAUAGAAUAGAGUAAUAUAACUUGUAUAGUAUAGAACCGUAUAAUAAACAGUAUAACAAACAGUAUAGUGAAUGUGG
Scheffersomyces amazonensis is the source of this 5767-nucleotide messenger RNA. RefSeq lists its product as uncharacterized. Gene Ontology annotation, cellular component: nuclear pore; nuclear pore inner ring. The record is from RefSeq and is a predicted model, not a curated record. The transcript has a single exon. The coding region runs from base 138 to 5690 and encodes 1850 amino acids. Gene Ontology annotation, molecular function: structural constituent of nuclear pore. NCBI's taxonomy places the organism in Eukaryota, Fungi, Ascomycota, Pichiomycetes, Serinales, Debaryomycetaceae. Gene Ontology annotation, biological process: nuclear pore organization.